Cooperia oncophora is the source of this 477-nucleotide messenger RNA. NCBI's taxonomy places the organism in Eukaryota, Metazoa, Nematoda, Chromadorea, Rhabditida, Trichostrongylidae. The record is from the annotation of a GenBank genome assembly.
AUGACUUCAGCGAGAAGUACGGACACUUCUCUUAUAUUUGAGGAAAAGGCACAGGCUGAAGGCAAUUCAGCAGCAGUGCGACGAUUCGGUUGCUUGUUUUUACUGUUUAAUUGUUUGCUUCAAGGAACCUACGACGGCCACAAUGGUGUAGUAUGGGACGUAGAUGUGUCAUGGGAUACCACUCGACUGGGAACAGCAUCCGGAGAUAAUUCGAUCAAGUUCUGGGACUGUGAGACUGGAACGGUACUGAAUACCAUCAACACUCCGACUCCCGCGAAAUCUGUCAACAUUUCCUUUUCGGGCCAUUUACUCGCCUACACCACACAGAAGAUGACAAAAAAUCCUUCGGUAUUGUGCGUAGUCGACACAAGAGACGACCAACAAAUUACAUCUGACUGUCCACUGUUUCGUACUCAUUUUGAAUUCGAUAACUCAGCUACGACAUGUGUUUUUAGUGGAGCUACCGAUUGCGUAAGU